Phyllotreta striolata is the source of this 1620-nucleotide messenger RNA. Lineage: Eukaryota; Metazoa; Arthropoda; Insecta; Coleoptera; Chrysomelidae. The record is from the annotation of a GenBank genome assembly.
CUCGAAUUGCAAUCGAGGCGUGAUCGCGCACUUCACCACAACGAUAUGUCGAGUACUUGCAACGAUAAUGUUGCUAAAACCGAUGGCGAUCCCGCGCCCAAACCAGCCGGAUUCGGUUACCGCCACGUGCAAUACAUUUUGAUGCUAGCCGCUUGUACUGUAAGCUACGGCAUAAGAGGCGUCCUAAGCGUAGCAGUUUUAGCCAUGAUAGCCGAUGAUAACAACGAAAAAAGCUACAAAACAUACCCGGAGUGGAAGAGCAAAAAGAACCUCAUGUUGUCAUCGUUCUUCUGGGGCUACAUCGUGCUACAGGUGGGCGCCGGCCAACUGGCCAAGAACUACGGUCCGAAAUUGUUCCUCGGUAGCGCUAUAUUCAUCACUUCUAUAUCCACCAUUCUGGUUCCCAUUCUCGGAGACGCCAUCGGCUACGGCGGCAUCAUCUUCUGCAGGGUGCUGCAGGGCCUGUCGCAAGGCUUCCUGGUGCCUUCGGUGCACAAUUUACUCGGCCAGUGGGCGCCUCUGUCGGAGCGGGCGACCUUCGGAAGCGCCGUAUACGCAGGUCAAGCGCUGGGUAACAUGCUAUCGAUGCCCAUCACGGGCGUCAUGUGCUCGUCGAAGUUCGGCUGGCCGGCCGCUUUUUAUUUGUACGGAGCUUUCGGGAUGGUUUGGUGCAUCUUGUGGUUCUUAUUUGGCUCGAAUCGGCCGGACGAGCACCGGAGCAUCUCGCCGGAGGAGCGGCGGUACAUCGAGGCGAGCCUGCCCAACGAGGAGGGCGGCAAUUCGAAAGUUCCGACGCCGUGGAAAUCGAUCGCCACCUCUCUGCCGAUGAUAUCGUUGGUGAUAGCUCACAUGGGCCAAAAUUGGGGGUUCUGGACGCUGCUGAUGGAAAUCCCGAGCUUCAUGACUAACAUAUUCGGCGAUAAUCUGCCUUUGAAUAGUCUUCUAUCGUCCAUACCGUACUUCAUGAUGUUUGCGUUAACGUUAUUAAUAAGUCCGAUAGCCGAUUACAUAAUCGAUAAAAAAUUCGUGAGUUUGAUAGUAAGCAGGAAAAUCUUCAACACCAUCGGUUUAGGAUUGCCGGGUUUGACGCUAAUCGCGCUGUGUUUCGUUGAGAAUAAAAUAGCAACUGUGGUUCUGUUAGUAAUAGCAGUGGGUUUGAAUUCAGCCCAAUACAGCGGUUUCAACAUCAACCACAUAGAUUUGUCGCCCGUCCACGCUGGCACCAUGAUGGCUAUAACCAACAGCAUGGCCACCAUAGCUUCGAUUAUAGCCCCGCUGUACAUGGAUCUGGUGGAAAAUUUGGGAGAUUACGAUGAGAAAGAUAAGAGUUUGUGGAACAUCGUGUUUUGCACGUCUGCAGGGGUUUACAUAUUCGCUGCGGCGUUUUUCAUUAUAUUCGCAUCGGGGGACCUGCAGCCUUGGAAUAGCGGAGUAAAACCCGAGAGUGCCAAGUUGAAAGUCAUGAGGAAGUUAUCUGUUAUAUCCGUUAGUUAGGCAUUAAAUUAUUCUCCAAUUUCUACUCAGCGUUGUAAUAAAUUAUUUUUAUUAUUGGUGUUUUGUUCGUUGUAUCAUUUCCCAACAACAUGCAGUAUCUAUUGUUACAAAUAUCUACAUGCACAA